This is a messenger RNA of Malassezia restricta, 1713 nucleotides long. Its product is annotated as phosphomevalonate kinase. Gene Ontology annotation, molecular function: phosphomevalonate kinase activity; ATP binding. The record is from RefSeq and is a predicted model, not a curated record. Lineage: Eukaryota; Fungi; Basidiomycota; Malasseziomycetes; Malasseziales; Malasseziaceae. The transcript has a single exon. Gene Ontology annotation, cellular component: peroxisome. Gene Ontology annotation, biological process: ergosterol biosynthetic process; isopentenyl diphosphate biosynthetic process, mevalonate pathway. Bases 1 to 1713 code for a protein of 570 amino acids.
AUGGUGUGGGACCCUGCACCUACUAUCGUCUCAGCUCCUGGAAAGGUCCUCAUUGCUGGUGGUUAUCUCGUCCUCGAUCCGGCUUACCCUGGAAUUGUGCUCGUAACAAAUGCUCGCUUCUACGCCUGUGUAUCAAAACGCACCGAAAGUACGAUCCGAGUGCGUUCGCCGCAAUUUCAGCACGCAGAAUGGUUAUAUGCCUAUCACUUACCAAAAGAAGAUGUCAAAGAUGCCAUCCAAGCAGCGAAUGCAUUGCGCUUAAUUCAAUGCGGUGACCCAAACCCAUUCGUCGCCCUGGCUCUUUUGUACGCAUUACAUAUUUCUUUCGAGUAUUUGGGCCCAACGAAGGCCCGCGAAACUUUAUCGUGUGGUCUUGAUAUUAUGAUCAUCGGGGACAAUGAUUUCUACUCUCGACGCGUGAAUGGACAGGUGCCAACAAUCGAGGAGCUUAGAGCUCUCGAGCCGUUCACGUCUCAUCCAUGUACACUGGGUGACGUUCAUAAAACAGGGUUGGGAUCGAGCGCCGCGAUGACUACAUCUCUUGUUGGUGCUCUGCUAUUACACUUGGGUGUAGCACAAGUCGAAUCCGGCCAAUUGACCUCAACUUCACUCGGCCUCAUUCACAAUGUCGCACAGCUGGCGCAUUGCGCAGCGCAAGGCAAAGUCGGCUCCGGCUUCGACGUGUCUGCCUCGGUAUGGGGCCAUCAGUUGUACCGCCGCUUCGAUCCUGAUUUGAUCAAGAGUCUCAUUCGCCACGAAAUCGGAUCGCGAAUCGUAACUGACCAAAAAACUGCCGUCAACGAUGUGACUCCUGAACCGCUUGCACUCCUGCCCACGCUGGAUGCCACUAAUCCACUUUGGGUCCCAGCACCACCACCAUCGGCUGCUUCUACGGCUGUUGAAGGCUUGUUUUCGCUGCACACGUCGAAUUCUCCUCAAUAUAAAGCACGUCCUGCCCCGCUGUCGCUACCACCUGGUAUUCAAAUGUGCCUAGCUGAUGUCGAUACUGGCUCGAAUACCCGGACGCUGGUGGGAAAAGUCAGUGAUUGGCGUGCACAACAUCCAGAUUGGGCGGCUCAGCUGUACAAAAUCAUCGCUUCUUCCAACCAAUCGCUCGCGGAUGGUCUGCUUCAGCUUCAUAUGGCUUAUGCAAACGACCAGACUGCGUAUACCCAAGUAUUGGAAACGCUUUCACAACGACCUUCAUUAGAUUGGGAUCAUUACUAUAAGUCGCAUCCAUCAUCUACAUGCGCACUAUUUCUUGAAGUACGAAAUGCCAUGCGCUCGAUUCGCGCGGGUAUGCGCGAAUUGGGCUCGCGAUCCGGUGCUCCGGUCGAACCGCCAGAAAUGACGCGAUUGCUCGAUACCACUAUCAAUACAGCUCCAGGUAUCAUGGGAGGUGGCGUCCCUGGUGCAGGUGGCUAUGAUGCACUCUUCUUGCUCUUUCUUUCGCCAUCCUCCCUGCACACGCACAUACCUGCUCCUGCUCCACAGAGCGUGUGUGACAUUUGGCAGACGUACAGUGAGCUGAGUGUUGGCCCCCUCUUGUGCAGUGCUGACUGCUCUGAUGUGCCAUGCCGUACAAAUAAGAGUGACGGCAGCAAUCACGUUACCCAAAUUGCCCAAGCUUGGGCACAAGCCUCUCCGGCCAUGCGCGUCGUGCAAGAUGCGUCCACCGUACCUGGCCUGGAGCGGUGGCUCAAUAGUGCAUAA